GGGUCCUGGCCUUGUCAGGAUGGGGCUCAAAGAGGGCGCUUCAGAUGUUCACUGGCCUCCACAGGGAUACCACAACCCCCUUCCAUCUUUCCUCACAGACAUCACCCAGGAGAUUUGAGCAAUUACUCUGUUCCCAAAUGGGAGAGGUGCUAAUAUCCAAAUGGGGAAAGGAAGAAAAGCAGAGAAAACAGAAAAACUGUAGCAAGUAGGUAGGGAAAAGUUGGUAAGGAAAAGGGCCAGGGAAAAUGCUGAUGCAGCAAGGCAAGAAGAAUGAGACUAAAAGGAAAGGGCCAGGGAGAGGACAAGGGCUCUCAAAUCCAGCAGAGGCUCUCUGCGGGGCGCCGCGGGUCCUCACCUUGCUGCUUUCUGUGAACAUCAAGGAUGGAAUCCACCUGAGUUUGAUUUGGUCUUCAGGGGAAGAAGUACCUGCCCCUCUGAAGCCAGGAAGACACUGAAGAGAAAAUGAGAGGAAAAGCAGAGACCUGAGAGGCAACUGAAAGUGGGGAGGUUCAGAAGCUGAUUCCAAAGUCGUGAAAUGGAGAGUGAAUAUAAGGAAAUCCUGUUAUUAAAGGGCCUGGAUAACAUCACUGAUGAGGAACUCCAUAGGUUUAAGUACUUUCUUACAGAUGAGCUGCCGAUCUCCACAGGCAAGUUAGAGAAUGCAAAUAGGACUGAGGUGGCUAAUUUGAUGAUUCAAAAUGCUGGUGCAGUCUCGGCUGUGAUCAAGACCAUUCAUAUUUUCCAGAAGUUGAAUUACAGGCAUGAGGCAAAAAAUCUUCAGGAGGAGAAGGAAAAAGUUGAUAAGAAAUAUAAAACAAAAAAAGAAACAAAGCUAGUGGAAAAGAAGAGACAGCCUGAAAUGAGUCCUGGUCCCUCUACAGCCACCAGAAAUGAUGUCGUGGAACAACGUGUUGUACCGGAAGUCUCUCCUCAUAUUAAGAAACAGACGGUGGUCCAACAGGAAACUACCAGAGAAGAAGGGUUGCAGAAAGACCGUUUAACAGUCACAGUUCUAAAAGCAAUGAAGCCAUUCGAAUUUGAGACCCAAGAAGGGAAACAAGAGAUGUUUCAUGCUACAGUAGCUACUGAGAGUGAAUUCUUUUUUGUAAAAGUUUUCAAUACAAGGCUAAAAGAUAAAUUCAUCCCAAAGAGAAUAAUUAUAAUAUCAAAAUAUUAUUGGCACGUUGGCUUCCUGGAGGUGAAUAAUGCUUCGCUUGUAUUUGAUGCUAAAUCUGACCAAAAGAUGAUUAUCCCUACUCACAUUACCAGAAAAGCUGGUGAGACCCCAAAGAUAAACAAGCUUCAAACUCAGCCCCUUGGAACAAUUGUGAAUGGGGUCUAUGUGGUCCAAAAGAAAACAGAAGGGAAGAAUCGUAUAUUAUUUGAGAUGACUGACAACACUGACAGGAUGGAAGUAUUGGUGCGUGGACGAUGCGUCAAUGUCAAAUGUGAGGAAGGAGAUAAACUUAGACUUACUUUCUUCGAGCUGUCAAAGAGUGGAGAAAAGCUGCAACUGAAAUCCGGAGUUCACAGUUUCAUUAAGGUUAUUAAGGCCAAAAAGUGAAAUGAGAAAGACUGAUCAGAUCAAAUGGUCUACACAGCAUUUAAUUGAAGAAUACCUGAUACAACCACUUCAGCCAGAUUGUUAGCCACCUGAAGGCAGCAGUUCACAGGCUCCCCACAAAAUUAGUCAGAAUAAGAUAUCUCUUGAGAAAAAUUCCAAAAUCUUGAACACUUAUCACAAUAAAAGUCUGUUUCUCAUUCA
This is a messenger RNA of Choloepus didactylus (southern two-toed sloth), 1765 nucleotides long. RefSeq names its product absent in melanoma 2 (gene AIM2). Gene Ontology annotation, biological process: activation of innate immune response; cellular response to interferon-beta. NCBI's taxonomy places the organism in Eukaryota, Metazoa, Chordata, Mammalia, Pilosa, Megalonychidae. The record is from RefSeq and is a predicted model, not a curated record. The transcript is spliced from 7 exons. Gene Ontology annotation, molecular function: double-stranded DNA binding. The coding region runs from base 536 to 1564 and encodes 342 amino acids. Gene Ontology annotation, cellular component: AIM2 inflammasome complex.